Messenger RNA from Maniola jurtina (meadow brown), 1646 nucleotides. RefSeq names its product glycerol-3-phosphate dehydrogenase [NAD(+)], cytoplasmic (gene Gpdh1). The record is from RefSeq and is a predicted model, not a curated record. Gene Ontology annotation, molecular function: glycerol-3-phosphate dehydrogenase [NAD(P)+] activity; NAD binding; protein homodimerization activity. The transcript is spliced from 9 exons. NCBI's taxonomy places the organism in Eukaryota, Metazoa, Arthropoda, Insecta, Lepidoptera, Nymphalidae. The coding region runs from base 279 to 1352 and encodes 357 amino acids. Gene Ontology annotation, biological process: glycerol-3-phosphate catabolic process; carbohydrate metabolic process. Gene Ontology annotation, cellular component: glycerol-3-phosphate dehydrogenase (FAD) complex; cytosol.
UUAUCAGGCAAAUGGCAAUGGCGAUUUGCGAACGUCGGAUGAUAAUUUGAUAAGGACUGCGUUCUCUGUCAGUUGAAGUUGAAAAGAACGUGUAUCGUAGAAAGAAUGCACGUUUAUAGUCUGAUUGAAACGUGAAGGCUAAAGAGUAAAGUUACCGAUAGGCGAUAUAUUCGCAGUGGUUCUACGCCGAGUCCGAGCGCGUGUUGUGUACGCGGUAAACGUUUUAGUUACAAUCAAAUCAAAGUUCGUAAUAUUUUAUCUUGUCUGAACCCAUAAUAAUGGCUGAGAAACAAAUAAAAAAUCGUGUUUGCAUCGUCGGUUCAGGAAAUUGGGGUUCAGCGAUUGCUAAAAUAGUUGGGCGCAAUGCAGCUCGCCUUCCAAAUUUUGAAGACCAAGUUACCAUGUGGGUAUAUGAAGAGAUGAUUGAAGGAAAGAAAUUGACAGAGAUCAUAAAUGAAACCCAUGAAAAUGUAAAAUAUUUACCAGGACACAAACUGCCACCCAAUGUUGUAGCCAUACCUGAUAUUGUGGAUGCAGCUAAGGAUGCAGAUCUAUUGAUCUUUGUUGUGCCCCACCAGUUUGUUCGCACCUUAUGUUCAACCUUAUUGGGAAAAAUAAAGCCCACAGCAGCUGCUCUUUCACUUAUCAAGGGCUUCGACAUAGCGGAAGGCGGCGGCAUCGACUUGAUCUCGCACAUCAUUACGAGAUGCCUGAAAAUUCCUUGCGCUGUCCUAAUGGGUGCCAAUAUCGCUUCAGAGGUGGCCGAAGAAAAAUUCUGCGAAACAACGAUAGGAUGCCGGGACGUGAUGUUAGCGCCGAUGAUGCGCGACAUCAUACAAACCGAGUACUUCCGAGUCGUGGUCGUGGAUGACGAGGACGCUGUAGAGAUUUGCGGCGCUUUGAAGAACAUAGUAGCAGUAGGAGCGGGUUUCGUAGAUGGGCUGGGCUUUGGAGACAAUACAAAGGCAGCGGUCAUCCGAUUGGGGCUUAUGGAAAUGAUCAAGUUCGUGGACGUGUUCUACCCGGGCAGCAAACUUAGCACCUUCUUCGAGUCGUGUGGAGUUGCGGAUCUCAUUACCACGUGUUACGGUGGCAGGAAUAGAAGAGUGGCAGAGGCGUUCGUCAAAACUGGCCGAUCGAUCAAAGAGUUAGAAGACGAGAUGCUCAAUGGACAGAAACUGCAGGGGCCCAUCACCGCGGAGGAGGUCAACCACAUGCUUGCCAACAAAAAUAUGGAAAACAAAUUCCCCCUUUUCACCGCCGUGUUCCGCAUCUGUCGAGGCGAGCUGAAGCCUAGCGACUUUAUCGACUGCAUCCGAAGCCAUCCAGAGCAUAUGAAUAGAGUCGCCUAGGUGUAAAAGUGAAAUCACGCUGGAUAUCUCCUUCACAUUAACAUGACAUGUAUUUUAUUAUGUUUAUUUAUUCUAUUUGUUACAUUUGUAUAUAUCUUUUAGAUAUUUAUUAUAUACCUAUUUGUAUAGAUACCUAUUUAUAAAAAAAAUUACACACAAACCAUUUUAUUUUAUGUUAUCUAUGAUAUUAUUGUAACAAACCGGGAGCAAUGUUUCACUUAUAUUGUGUUUGUCUUGUAGUAUCAGUUUACUAUGUAUAAUAAGUAUAUUUAUUUAUAUACAAUACAUAUAUAU